UACUUUGGAUAAUUAUGCAAAAUUAGGAAAUGCACUUGAUUGGCGUGAACUAGAAUUAGCAUUGUACUUGUUACAUUUAUACGGGGAAGCAAUUAAAGGAAAAGUUCAGUUUGUGGAGAAACAUAACAAUGAAAUUACAGCAUAUACUCCUUUAGGGGAAAUGAUGAAUCAAAUGAUUCAAUGUGAUGUUUCUUCAUAUUCACAUCCAGCCAUUACCCUGAAUUUUUUUGAAAAUAUUUCUCGCUAUUCUCAAUUUUUUGAGAUACAACCUGAUUGUAUCCCUCCGGUACUUGGGGCGUUUGUGGAUAUACGCGGUCUACAUAAUCCAAAUACAACAAUUCGUCAUCGAUCCUGGUAUCUUUUUCAUCGAUUUAUAAAGUUGCUGAAGUUAAAAAUGGAUAAAUAUGUUAAUACUGUAUUGGGAAGCAUUCAGGAUUUAUUGAUCAUACAAGCUGUAAUUGAGCCCUCUGAUAUAUCUGCGGACAGUAAUCCUUUGACAAAAGAUAAAGCAAUGGAAAGUGGAUUUAGCGAGCAGAUAUUCCUUUUUGAAACUGUUG
This is a messenger RNA of Racocetra persica, 557 nucleotides long. NCBI's taxonomy places the organism in Eukaryota, Fungi, Glomeromycota, Glomeromycetes, Diversisporales, Gigasporaceae. The record is from the annotation of a GenBank genome assembly.